Molecule: messenger RNA, 5361 nt
Organism: Cladocopium goreaui
Lineage: Eukaryota; Dinophyceae; Suessiales; Symbiodiniaceae
Source: the annotation of a GenBank genome assembly
AUGAACUUCGUCUCUUGUCUCAAAACAGUCAGCAUGCGAAUAGACGUGGAGACGCUGCCAUUCCUCAUGACAGACAGCGACAUCCCGAUCCUCAGAGUGGCGAUGGCCUACACGGCCCAUGAAGAGGCCCUGCUCCGCACCCAGGCGCGCAACGCCAUGUUGACACUUUUUUCGAAGAUGAAGAUGGGCGAGGAACAGCUGUUGCGGACUGCCUUGGAAAUGGCAAAGUCCAGGUUGCCGACCCCUUUGUGCACUUUGCUGUGGCAGAAUUGGGCAAACAUGGCACAAGCAGCCAAAAACAGGAAUGCUCCGGCUUUGCAAAAAUGGGCAUUCCGUGAAGAGGACCUUUGGGACCAUCUGGCCGAACUGAUCAAGCUUGACAUCACAGACGUCACACAGAUGGUCUGUGGUGUUAUAGUGGGAAGUCUGGUCUGGAAACUGGGAUCCCUGACUCCCACAGAUGUGAGAGUGAACCACUGGAGCGCUCCCUUUGUGAACAGCGACGAUUUCGACUCAGAGCCGAUGAUGGCCGUUCCGCCUCCAGGGGCGUGGAAUCUGUCGCCGAAGUCCCACACAGAAUCAACGGCCUCGCUGUCGGCGGACCAGUCUUCGCUGGAGGAGUGUGCCAGCUUUACUGCGUGUGGGCUUGGAACCGCCAUGAAGGUUGCGGAGACGUUCGCCAUAGAUAUGGCAUCCAGUGAGCAUUGCGCCGCCAUGGCUCUGAGAACCCUGGCAACCUACGCGGGAACUCUUCGACACGCAGGCAUUGCUUGUGCGCUCAUGCCACUUGUGGAGCUAAUCCUUUUGCCAUUUAUUCCUUCUGGCUCGAUUCGUGCCAUGGCAGACCUCGAUGCGGGCUGCAUCACUGAGGACUUGCUCGCCCUGACCGAGCACUUUGUUGCUGGUGCCAUGGAAGAUUCCAAAUUUGUUGCCAGGAACCAUGAAGAUGGCACGCCGCCAACGCACGAAGAGGAGGAAGCAAUGAAGAAAAACCGCGUGGAGUACUGGCAAGGGAUGCUGCAUGGUGCACAUUCGAUGGUGCCAGGGCGAGACACGGUGCCCAAUCCUUUUCGGGCCGCAAUUCUGGCAAAGAUGGGCUUUAGCAGAGAUGGUAUUCUGCCUGCACAGCUCCCCCUUCGUGCGAAUUGCAACACGUUUUCCUUCCAGUCUCUGCUGGAUGACAAAACAGCUGCCACUCUUGCGAUCAUGGAGUUGGAGCGGGCGUAUCCAGACUUGCUGGAGCACACAAAGCUCUUGGCACACUCCGCACCGGUUGAUCCGGUUGAUCCGGUCAUCGAAGAACCCACACAGCUUCCAGCGUCCGAAACAGUGCCUGGCACUUUCGCCGAAGCGUUUGCCUGGUAUCGCCGAUAUCACAGCCACGGCGGAAAAAGACGUGCCAUGGCGUUUCAAAUAAACUGCGUUGCGACAGAACACCUAUCUCUCUACGCGGCAAUGUUCGAGCCUAUGUUAGAGACAAUUAGCGGCUGGCUCACCUAUGUCGCGGAGUCUGUGCCGUCACUGCAAGAGCCAAAUGAGCCUUUGCAGUCGCAAGAGACAUUGACAAAAGAGGGCAUGGAAGGACUGCUGUCCUCCUUGAAGUUUCCGUUGUCGUAUGGACAUCAGGAGUUCAAGGAACAUUGGCCCCACACGCCCCAUGAAGCCAAGCUGGUGAUCCAAAGCCUGCAUGACCUGGCGCGUGCAUUGUUUGGAGCCAGGGAGGAUGAUGCAGUCGUGGCAUCUUUCUUGGAGAAGAGGGGAUUGAGUCUUCUAGUAGAAGCACUGCUCGCGAAGUCAACUCCCGAGAUCAUCCGCGCACAGGCGUGGCAGUCGCUGUGCCUAAUCCUGCUGAAUGUGGAGGAGGAUGUCUUCCAACGGUUGAUCAUUGGGCGUGAGCUGGAUGUGUUGUGGUCUCGUGAGCCAGAUCUUCGCAUUGAGGAGAAUCGGAUGAACUUCGUCUCUUGUCUCAAAACAGUCAGCAUGCGAAUAGACGUGGAGACGCUGCCGUUCCUCAUGACAGACAGCGACAUCCCGAUCCUCAGAGUGGCGAUGGCCUACACGGCCCAUGAAGAGGCCCUGCUCCGCACCCAGGCGCGCAACGCCAUGUUGACACUUUUUUCGAAGAUGAAGAUGGGCGAGGAACAGCUGUUGCGGACUGCCUUGGAAAUGGCAAAGUCCAGGUUGCCGACCCCUUUGUGCACUUUGCUGUGGCAGAAUUGGGCAAACAUGGCACAAGCAGCCAAAAGCAGGAAUGCUCCGGCUUUGCAAAAAUGGGCAUUCCGUGAAGAGGACCUUUGGGACCAUCUGGCCGAACUGAUCAAGCUUGACAUCACAGACGUCACACAGAUGGUCUGUGGUGUUAUAGUGGGAAGUCUGGUCUGGAAACUCGGAGCGCUGACUCCCAGAGAUGUGGGAGUGAACCACUGGAGCGCUCCCUUUGUGAACAGCGACGAUUUCGACCCAGAGCCGAUGAUGGCCGUUCCGCCUCCAGGGGCGUGGAAUCUGUCGCCGAAGUCCCACACAGAAUCAACGGCCUCGCUGUCGGCGGACCAGUCUUCGCUGGAGGAGUGUGCCAGCUUUACUGCGCGUGGGCUUGGAACCGCCAUGAAGGUUGCGGAGACGUUCGCCAUAGAUAUGGCAUCCAGUGAGCAUUGCGCCGCCAUGGCUCUGAGAACCCUGGCAACCUACGCGGGAACUCUUCGACACGCAGGCAUUGCUUGUGCGCUCAUGCUAAUCCUGUUGCCAUUCAUUCCUUCUGGCUCGAUUCGUGCCAUGGCAGACCUCGAUGCGGGCUGCAUCACUGAGGACUUGCUCGCCCUGACCGAGCACUUUGUUGCUGGUGCCAUGGAAGAUUCCAAAUUUGUUGCCAGGAACCAUGAAGAUGGCACGCCGCCAACGCACGAAGAGGAGGAAGCAAUGAAGAAAAACCGCAUGGAGUACUGGCAAGGGAUGCUGCAUGGUGCACAUUCGAUGGUGCCAGGGCGAGACACGGUGCCCAAUCCUUUUCGGGCCGCAAUUCUGGCAAAGAUGGGCUUUAGCAGAGAUGGUAUUCUGCCUGCACAGCUCCCCCUUCGUGCGAAUUGCAACACGUUUUCCUUCCAGUCUCUGCUGGAUGACAAAACAGCUGCCACUCUUGCGAUCAUGGAGUUGGAGCGGGCGUAUCAUGGAUCAAAACUGCAAAGGGUGCUGUCUCAGUUGGAGCACCAAAGACUCCAACGAUGUGCCCAGGGCAUCCGACGUGCGGCGCACACCAAAGCCUUGGCACAAUCGCACGGAUUGAUCGGUUGUGGGAGGCAAUGGCUGCAGCUUCGUGUCAUUGUAAGCGAAGAUGCUUCAUGUGAGUCCCAAAGCCGGACGAACUCAGCUGAAACCCAAGUGCUCGUUUGCAGCUUGGGCUCAAGCAGGUUUCAAAUAAACUGCGUUGCGACAGAACACCUGUCUCUCUACGCGGCAAUGUUCGAGCCUAUGUUAGAGACAAUUAGCGGCUGGCUCACCCACGUCGCGGAGUCUGUGCUCUCAUUGCAAGAGCCAAAUGAGCCUUUGCAGUCGCAAGAGACAUUGACAAAAGAGGGCAUGGAGGGACUGCUGUCCUCCUUGAAGUUUCCAUUGUCGUAUGGACAUCAGGAGUUCAAGGAACAUUGGCCCCACACGCCCCAUGAAGCCAACCUCGUGAUCCAAAGCCUGCAUGACCUGGCGCGUGCAUUGUUUGGAGCCAGGGAGGAUGAUGCAGUCGUGGCAUCUUUCUUGGAGAAGAGGGGAUUGAGUCUUCUAGUAGAAGCACUGCUCGCGAAGUCAACUCCCGAGAUCAUCCGCGCACAGGCGUGGCAGUCGCUGUGCCUAAUCCUGCUGAAUGUGGAGGAGGAUGUCUUCCAACGGUUGAUCAUUGGGCGCGAGCUGGAUGUGUUGUGGUCUGGCGAGCCAGAUCUUCGAAUUGAGGAGAAUCGGAUGAACUUCGUCUCUUGUCUCAAAACAGUCAGCAUGCGAAUAAACGUGGAGACGCUGCCGUUCCUCAUGACAGACAGCGACAUCCCGAUCCUCAGAGUGGCGAUGGCCUACACGGCCCAUGAAGAGGCCCUGCUCCGCACCCAGGCGCGCACGGCCAUGUUAACACUUUUUUCGAAGAUGAAGAUGGGCGAGGAACAGCUGUUGCGGACUGCCUUGGAAAUGGCAAAGUCCAGGUUGCCGACCCCUUUGUGCACUUUGAUGUGGCAGAAUUGGGCAAACAUGGCACAAGCAGCCAAAAACAGGAAUGCUCCGGCUUUGCAAAAAUGGGCAUUCCGUGAAGAGGACCUUUGGGACCAUCUGGCCGAACUGAUCAAGCUUGACAUCACAGACGUCACACAGAUGGUCUGUGGUGUUAUAGUGGGAAGUCUGGUCUGGAAACUAGGAUCCCUGACUCCCACAGAUGUGGGAGUGAACCACUGGAGCGCUCCCUUUGUGAACAGCGACGAUUUCGACUCAGAGCCGAUGAUGGCCGUUCCGCCUCCAGGGGCGUGGAAUCUGUCGCCGAAGUCCCACACAGAAUCAACGGCCUCGCUGUCGGCGGACCAGUCUUCGCUGGAGGAGUGUGCCAGCUUUACUGCGUGUGGGCUUGGAACCGCCAUGAAGGUUGCGGAGACGUUCGCCAUAGAUAUGGCAUCCAGUGAGCAUUGCGCCGCCAUGGCUCUGAGAACCCUGGCAACCUACGCGGGAACUCUUCGACACGCAGGCAUUGCUUGUGCGCUCAUGCCACUUGUGGAGCUAAUCCUUUUGCCAUUUAUUCCUUCUGGCUCGAUUCGUGCCAUGGCAGACCUCGAUGCGGGCUGCAUCACUGAGGACUUGCUCGCCCUGACCGAGCACUUUGUUGCUGGUGCCAUGGAAGAUUCCAAAUUUGUUGCCAGGAACCAUGAAGAUGGCACGCCGCCAACGCACGAAGAGGAGGAAGCAAUGAAGAAAAACCGCGUGGAGUACUGGCAAGGGAUGCUGCAUGGUGCACAUUCGAUGGUGCCAGGGCGAGACACGGUGCCCAAUCCUUUUCGGGCCGCAAUUCUGGCAAAGAUGGGCUUUAGCAGAGAUGGUAUUCUGCCUGCACAGCUCCCCCUUCGUGCGAAUUGCAACACGUUUUCCUUCCAGUCUCUGCUGGAUGACAAAACAGCUGCCACUCUUGCGAUCAUGGAGUUGGAGCGGGCGUAUCCAGACUUGCUGGAGCACACAAAGCUCUUGGCACACUCCGCACCGGUUGAUCCGGUUGAUCCGGUCAUCGAAGAACCCACACAGCUUCCAGCGUCCGAAACAGUGCCUGGCACUUUCGCCGAAGCGUUUGCCUGGUGGGAGACAAUGGCUGCAGCUUCGUGUCAUUGUAAGCGAAGAUGCUUCAUGUGA